UGCUUUCAGGGAGAGGCGGAUCAUUGUGUCCAAUGCUUCUCCACAGAGCUCACUUGAACCUUUUUCCUCCAACAGAACGCUUCCCAUUGAGAUAGCCGCGCUUCGGGUUUCUUCUCCCGGUGAGGAGCUGGAGGUGGACCGGGGGAACAUCAUAAUGAUCAGUACCAUGGAAUGCGCAGCAGACGCGCAAAGCCUCAUCUCCAUUUCCCUAAUGAAGAUCCACAACUCCAGGACGCAGAGAGGGGGGAUCAAGCUGCACAAAAACCUGCUGGUCUCCUAUGUUCUGAGGAAUGCCAGGCAGGUCUACAUCAAGGAGAAAUACGCGGAGAUCUAUCGCAUGCAGCAGUACGAGGAGGUGAUGACCGUCUGCAACGAGAUCCAGGAGCUCAACCCGCUGGAUCUGGACGCAGAGGACGCGGAGGAUGAGGAGCAGGCGCGCUCUGCUUGCUGCAGCGCAGAGGAGAGUCUCUGCGGCGCCGCGUGCCACCGAGGCGCGGCGCAGCCAGUGGCGCACGCCCGGACAGCGAGCGCUCUUUUCGGCUGCUCUCCCCUCGAGGACGGCAGCAAGGAACCGGAUCCCUGCUACUAUCGAAGCUGCUGCAUGGAGCCUUCCCCUGUGUCCCACUGUGACCAGUUUACCGCCAACAGCAACAUGCACUGCAACAAAACCACAGUGCUGGACUUGGACACGCAUGUGGUGACCACUGUGGAGAACGGAUACCUCCAUCAGGACUGCUGCUGUGACGCGCUCCAGUGCGGCCAGGGCGCGCAGUCCCCGGCGAGGAAACGGAAGGUGGAGUUCGGCUGCUGUGUCUCUGAUGUGGAGGACGUUUCAGAUUUCACAGCGGCUCGCAAGCGGGCGAAACGCGAGGACUGCUGCUACUCCAACCUCGACUACACGGACACUUCCAACAUCUCCAACCUGAUCUCCAUCUUUGGCUCGGGGUUCUCGGGGCUGCUCAGCAGACAGUCGGACCUUGAGCAGAUCUGUAGCAAGCAGGUCCUGGCCAGCCUGGGGGCGUGGACACGAGCAAUUGUGGCAUUUUGAAUCAAAACCUUUAUUUUAGGGGAGACCGGGGUCAGGUGUAAAUGUUUUCCACUAAAGUGUAAUACCAGUGCUGUUAGCUGUCGUUGGGGACCAGUAACGUUCCCAAAGGGUUCUCUAGAGAAUUGUGAACAUGUAAUGUGUGGAACUUUUUCAGUAGUUACACUUUCAACAAAUGUUUGACACAUUUUUACACAUCAUGUAAACAGAACCCUCAGGGGAACGUUGCCAAUUAAUACCCCCCUUUAUGUGCCAAUGGUGAAAGGUGUGCUGCAGAAUAUGCAUUUGUUUAAAUCAGUGUUUUCACAGAAGUUGUGCAAUAAUUGUGACAUAUAGAGUCCCAUGGAGGGAAGUUGUAAUGCUGCAAAAAAACCGUAACUUUUCACCAGAAUUAGUGAGAUCAUGAUCCAUGUACCUUCAACUCAGAAACCUGGGUGCUUCAGAAUCAAAGCAUUUGAACACUGAUGUAGAAUAUUGAGUCUCUUCCAGCAUGCAUUACAACCCACCCCUCUGUGACAUGCUAAAACAUGUUAACCUCCUUAGCUUUCACAUACUUGUUACAAAGACAGUGAUUCUAAAUAUACAGAAGAUAUAAGAGUUAUACCUCAAAGCACACCUUUUGUCCGGAAAAAUCAACACCACAUGUGAGUGGUUCACUGGUGUGUACUGGUGACAUCACUCCCUGAUAUGGGAGCGUUACAAGAGAGCCCGGUCUCCCCUUUAAAGCAACUUUAUUUUUGCAGAAAAAAAGGAAAAGCUAUUUAAAAAAUAAAAAAAGGAGCAUUUUAUGACAGUAGUGUUGGCUUCUUUGGGCCCAUGUCAUGUCCAGGCUCUCCUUGUUGUCAGAAUGGGAGACUCCACAGAAUCCGCUUUGUGACUGAUCGAAUGGAUUGAGUUCCUUUGCCUUAAAUCCGACGCACAUCACUGCUAGCUAUUGUCAUUAAAGGAGAGGAGACUGAAAGUGAGUGAAUGUCUCUCCUGUUCUGAGCUGAGGAUCCUUUAGGGAAACCUGUUGAUGUCUGAGAUGGACCUUGCACAUUGUGAGCAGUUUGUUGUCAUGUGAAACACUUUGUUCAAAACUCCCUCCGAAACACUCCAGAUGUACAACUCCUAUCACGGCGUGUCCACACUAACAACCUGUAACACUCCCAAGCCUUCACAGCGAUGCAUAACUCCAACACGUCUUGGUCUUAUGAGGUUUUUUUGUAAAUUCAGUCCUUUUGUUUUAAAAAGGCAAACUCCUUGAUUUAGCCAUAACCUGAGGAUCCACGCAUUAGCUUUAUGAGCACUAUGUGUACCAAAAUAAAGAGAGUAUUCAGCCAUUCUCUACAUAUUUUGUUGUUAUUAUUGUAUUUUUGUGCUUACUAAAUUGUAUAUCACCGGGUAAAACUGUUGCAGAAGUUUAUAAUCUUAAUAAAAAAUGAAAACCUUAA
Messenger RNA from Eleginops maclovinus (Patagonian blennie), 2478 nucleotides. It is a transcript of the gene ier5l, whose product is annotated as immediate early response 5-like. The transcript has a single exon. Bases 155 to 1048 code for a protein of 297 amino acids. Lineage: Eukaryota; Metazoa; Chordata; Actinopteri; Perciformes; Eleginopidae. The record is from RefSeq and is a predicted model, not a curated record.